This is a messenger RNA of Ooceraea biroi (clonal raider ant), 1975 nucleotides long. RefSeq lists its product as uncharacterized. The record is from RefSeq and is a predicted model, not a curated record. Lineage: Eukaryota; Metazoa; Arthropoda; Insecta; Hymenoptera; Formicidae.
UUCGCCCACGGUUGUCCACGGUUGCUCGAUUGUUUUCUGUUUUAGUGUUAGAGUCUUAUUGUUUGUUUUCCUUUUUCUUUCUUUUUUAUUCACUUUUAGUUUAAAUCCGAGCAGAUGUCUUAUUCAUCGUUGUCUGCUAAAGGCGAAAAUAAUUAAUUAAUUGAGAUAAAUAUUUGCCUGCUUUCCUACGAUUCGUGAUGAAAAACGCUUGUGAAGAAAAGGAUAAAGAUUCAGGAGAAUGUUCGGAACGUUUUAGCGAUCAAGGUGGACUGUUUGACUUUUCGGUCCGAAGGAUGUUGCAAACAGGGCACGAAGGUGAAUUGUGCAAUUUUUUGAAAGAGACGAGUUUGAUCCGUACUGUUUCCAAUUGCCCUCAUUUCGACUGUAAAGGACGUAGUCUGAUGUGGAGCCCCGCGAGAAUCGUCGACAAGUACAUUUGGUCUUGUCCCGACUGUAUGAGGAAACAAUCUAUAAGGGAUAAAUCCUUCUUCCUUGGUAUAAAAUGCGAUCUGAAAAUGUGCCUUCAACUGAUCCUAGGAUGGUGUCAGAGAGUUCCUAGUGAAAUUAUUGCCUCUUACUUAGGUAUCAAGAAACACGUAGUUCGAAAGACGUACGAACGGUGCGACGAGGUUUCUGCGAUCUACAUCAGGAAGCAUCCAGAGGAUUGGCUGUUGGGCGGUGAGGACGCGGUAUUGGUCGUCGAUGAAUUUCCUGGUGGUUAUAUGACGGAACGUCAACCGGAUGUAAACUCUGCGAAAAAGCGCAAUAAUAAUUCGCACACGAUAAUAUGUAUAGUCGAAGCGAAUUCUAUACCACCUCGCGUAUGGUUGCACAUGAUUCAAGCUAUACAGGAGCCGCAGAAGAUUGACAAGCUGCACACGGGAGCUGCACACGACAAGUCCAAUAUGGUGAAGGAAGCUGUAAUGGAAAUUGCGAGGCACGCGAUGAAAGGAAGUUUCAUAGUUGCCAACGAACGUGUUUCCUGCUGCAGUUACGAGACGUUGCUGCGUUUAAAGCAAUACAAAAUUAUCAGCGUCGAACAGCUACAAAAAUUCGAUCCUCCUGGGAAAAAUAAACUUUUCGACAAUCUCGAAACAAUAUGGCAAAGCGCCGUCGAAGUCUGCGAAGAGGUUCAAGAAGCUACGCACACCUCGGGCCAACAUAUCAUUGGGAGACAUUUAUGGAGACAGAAAUAUGGUACAUCUCCGUCCACGGCAUAUCAGUCUAUUCUUAAUCACAUUGCGGAGUGUUAUCGAUUUUCUUAAUGUUUCCGACGUUUCAUGUUUUUUUACGAGUAUUGCAUUUGCGGAGCGGAUAUUACUCGAGAUCGAGAGGAAGAGCAGCUUGGAUGUCGUAAAUGAUGAUAUGAUGCAUCGCUGCAAACUGCCUUAUUAGAUUACCAAGAUAUUUGUUAUAUGCAUAUACAUAUAUAGCACAUUUAUUUUUUAUAUACGGAUAGGUAAUAAUUCGUAAACGAUUGCAAUCAAUAAUACUAAUGUUACAAAGUCUUCCAAGUAUUAAGAUAUGGUUCGUACUCGUAUAAAUACGAAUGUAACUGUUGAUAAAUUAUGAUACCUACGCGAAGGUAGAUUUGAAUGUGUUGAGAGUAAACGAGUGCGGCGAUACAUCGUUUAAUCUAGUGUCUUCGCUUGUACGUUACUAUUGACAAACGGUCCAACUGGUUGAAAGACUGAGAUUCAAAUCCUAUCAAGGCCAAUUAUAUAGCAAUAUUAGGGUAGAUAUGAAAUUAUAUACGGCGUAUUGACUUAUAUUUUACCAGAUGUAAAAUGUUUUAAUUUUCAAUGACGAUGCUCGUCUUUUCAUAUGUUUCCUUUUCUCUGUCAAGCAUUCAGGUGUGCACAAAAUUGACUUUUAUUUCAUACAUAACUUUGUAUUAAUUAUUGUAGUACAGCUUUUCACAUGUUAUAUUGUUUUCAAUAUCUGUUCACAAAUAUAGCAUACAAGUUUUUCAGCC